Staurois parvus is the source of this 364-nucleotide messenger RNA. Lineage: Eukaryota; Metazoa; Chordata; Amphibia; Anura; Ranidae. The record is from the annotation of a GenBank genome assembly.
GCGUGUAUGUACAUGUAUGUGUGUGUGUACAUGUGUCUGUGUGUGUACAUGUGUCUGUGUGUGUAUGCAUGUACAUGUGUGUUUGUGUGUAUGUACGUACAUGUGUCUGUGUGUACAUGUGUAUGUAUGUACAUGUGUCUGUGUGUAUGUACAUGUGUCUGUGCGUGUGUGUUUCUGUGUAUGUACAUGUAUCUGUGUGUAUGCAUGUCUGUAUGUGCCUGUGUGUUUAUACAUGUGUCUGUAUGUGUGUGUGUGUACAUGUGUCUCUGUGCGUGUGUGUACAUAUUGUGUGUGUGUAUGUACAUGUCUGUGUGUACAGGUGUCUCUGUGUGUGUUUGUUGGUGAUCUGCCUGUGUGUACUGUA